AUGCGUUUCACUUGGGCCUGCUCCCUUGUGCUUGCCACCCUCACUACCCUCAGCGCUGCUGCUCCUGCGGACCCCAUCGCUAGGGAUGUAGUAGCUUCGGAGGGUGAACCUCUUUCCAAGCGUCCGAACUUCAAGAUACUCUACGAAGGAGACGAGGACGAGCCGGGAUCUAAGGCGCCUUUAAGCAAGCGUCCGAACUUCAAGAUACUCUACAGAGGAGACGAGGACGAGCCGGCACCUAAGGCUGCUUAA
Molecule: messenger RNA, 252 nt
Organism: Aspergillus bombycis
Lineage: Eukaryota; Fungi; Ascomycota; Eurotiomycetes; Eurotiales; Aspergillaceae
Exons: 1
Coding region: 1-252 (83 amino acids)
Source: RefSeq, a predicted model, not a curated record